GAGAUCAAUGAACCAGGCGAUUUACCGAAACUGGUAGGACGACCGAAGGUGGGAAUAAAUCAUCGGUGAAUAGCGAUCAAGAACGACCUUUUUUAUUUAGUCGAAAUCUCCUCUGCUCACAAACGGAUUACCGGCAUUAAAAGUGUGCGAUGUGGAAAAUUUACAGUUCGGUACUGUAACACAAUAUCGACUGUCUGAUUUUGAGAUUUUUUUUAAACAUCGCUGGGUCAGAUAACGCAAGGGAGUACAGGAUGAUCUUUGCAAAUACGGCCAAUCCAGUAAGAACUCCGUAUCGAAAGCAGCCUCCUGUUGCUCCGCCCACUCUCCCCAUGGCUCCGCCCAGCCCAAGCACCAACAGCAGCACUAACAACAGCAGCAGCAGCAGCAGCACAACUGGCUGGGAGCAACUCAGCAAAACAAACCUUUACAUCCGCGGGUUACCGCCCGGAACCACCGAUCAUGACCUGGUCAAACUCUGCCAGCCAUAUGGUAAAAUCGUGUCCACCAAAGCCAUUCUUGACAAGACUACAAACAAAUGCAAAGGAUAUGGGUUUGUGGAUUUUGACAGUCCUGUGUCAGCGCAAAAAGCCGUUGCAGCACUAAAGACCAGCGGAGUUCAGGCUCAGAUGGCCAAGCAACAAGAGCAGGACCCGACAAACCUGUACCUGUCCAACCUGCCUGUAUCUAUGGAUGAGCAGGAGCUGGAGAACCUCCUCAAACCCUUUGGACAGGUUGUCUCCACCAGAAUCCUCCGCGACACUAAUGGAGUGAGCCGGGGAGUGGGCUUUGCCAGGAUGGAGUCUACAGAGAAGUGUGAUGCCGUGAUCUCUCACUUCAACGGAAAGUUCAUUAAGUCCUCUUCUGGAAUGCUAGGUGCUUCAGAGCCACUGCUGUGUAAGUUUGCUGAUGGUGGGCAGAAGAAGAGACAGAGUCAGGCGAAAUACAUCCCCAACGGCAGAACCUGGACGCGAGACACGGAGGUGAGACUAAGCGGAAUGACCUUGACAUAUGACCCUAAUACCGCCCUUCAGAAUGGUGUGUUUCACAGGUACUAUGCUGCUCCUUAUCCUAUGGGUAACCGAUUAAUGGCUCAACCAGGAGUGUCUGCAUAUAUCUCUCCCAUCUCUACUUACCAGGUACAGAAUCCCUCAUGGAUGCCACAUCAGCCUUACAUCAUGCAGCAUCCGGGAGCAGUUCUGUCGCCCUCUAUGGAGCAUCCCAUGUCACUGCAGCCGUCCACUAUGUUGGCUCCCCUCACCCAGCAGAUGGGCCAUCUCUCACUGGGCGGCACUGCAACCUUUAUUCCUGCCAACACAGCAAUGCCUGGAGCUUACAUCCCCCAGUACACCCACAUCCAACCAGCUGCCAUCCCUCCUGAGCAGGAUAGUGGUGUACAGCCGCAAGAUGUCUCCUCUUCCGAUCCUUCAUCGUACCCUUUCCAACCCAACAAGCAAUAAAAUGGUUAAUUGUCUGAGAUCAGAGCCAGACGAUCUGCAAAGGGUUACUAUGGUAACAGCUUUUGCUUUCUCUUAGAGAAAGUGACAUCAGACAGGAAGUGACGCUCGUGCAUGGGUUCCAGAAAAUUUGUCCAUGAUUUAAUCGACUGACACGAGCAAUAAACAGGAAACCUCAGAAAACUCUUUUGAAAGUGCAGAUGUUUUCUCCACCAAACCAAGACAAGGCAAUGUUACACUAUCUGUGGACAAAGAAGGGGGCAGAGAUUUAUUUUGCUAGAAAGAGGAAGGAGAAGUUGACAAAUGCUUAUUUUUACCAAGACUAUUUACACAGACCAUGUCUGUGAAUUAUGUAGUGAGUGAACUUGAUGACAUGCAUGACGUUUUUAAAUAAGGUUUUUAUUAAGUUUUUACAAACUGUUUCUCAAACAGACAUGAAAAGAUUUUUUGCUGUUGCAGUCAAAAUGAAGAGGUUUCUGUCUGCUUUUGGUCUUCCACUCUUUGCCUUUUUAGCAGUUAAAAUAUUUACCUUUUAGGGUGGGGUUUAGGUUGACUGAUGCAAUGCUUGCUGGCUAUUGGUCCUUCUUACACCUGACUCUAAAAACAAAGACUUUCCUUUUUUUGAAUUUUACUCUGAAUCAAAGGUGUUUUGUUUCAGGGACUGCGUGUCUUUUGUGAAUGAGUCUUUCUAUUGAAUCCAUGUGUAAAGUGUUUAGGUAGAUAUAGAAGCAAAUGAAGAUCGGGGAGGCCGGGGCUUAGUGGGAGGUGGGCAUGACUGUUUGGGUUAAAGUGGGUGGGGUCAAACUAGCUGAGGUAUGUGUGGGUGGGGAUAAUAAAAGGGAUAUUGUGGAUUUGGGAAAGAUGUUCAUAGGCUGAUAGUGAUUUUCUUUUUGUUGCCAUUUUUUUACAUGUAUUUUUUGUUUUGUUUAGCUUUUUUUUAUAUAUAUAUAUAUAUAUAUAUAUAUAUAUAUAUAUAUAUAUAUAUAACAACACAUCAGGAUUUCUCCAAACAAGGCAGAUGUGCAAUGUUUCUAUAGGUAGAAAUAAAUAAAUUUCCAAAUUAAAAGAAUAUUAGUGACUUUUUAUACUUUGCAAGUCAAUUAAAAAAUAUAUACCUGUAUAUUUUCAGCUCUCUCUGUAAAUUCCGAAAAUAUUGGUAACAGCAUUCAUUAUGUACAUUAGAUCUACAUUUGUAUUAUAGCACAGAUUUGCAGAGAAUACGUUUCAGAAAACAGACACCACUAAGUUUCCGAAUCAGCUAUGUAAUUAAUCAGUUCUUCACUAUUAUAAAAUCAGACAAAACAAAAAAAACACAAUUUCAAGGCAACUAUGACACUUCCCACCAAAGACCUUUUCUGCCUGCUAUUGAAGACUUCCCAAUAGUAUGGACUACUGCAAAGACGGGGAAUGGUCAAAUUGAAUGGUGGUUUGGAAAUGUUUCUUUCUUUUUCUUUUCUUUUCUUUUUUUUUUUUUUUUUUUUUUUUUUUUGGCUCUCAGCUUUAAUCUAGUUUUUAUAAAUGUGUUCUCUGAGCAGGAUGGAGGGAUGAUUUAAUCACAGGUUCGUAACACGUUUCUAAGCAAGCCUUUCGUCUCUAAUACAGUUAGUUAAGCAGAAUUGUGUGUCUAUGUGUGAUUGUGUAUUUAGAUGUCCAGGUCAGCUUGGCCUUAGAUCUACCUCAGAGUUGUAUCUGUUGUCUGACUGGUCAGGUUGCAGGUCUAUCCUGUCCAGUCAGGUGUUAGAACACCGGCUCUGGAGCUGGUUUCAUGCAGAACUUCAUCUUUAAUGUGUCUGUCUUCCUCUAAUAAAACAUCUAAGGUUUUGUAUCUAAAUGUCUUUCUGUUGUUGGUUUGUUUGUUUUUUCACAUUAUAUUGUGACGAUUUUAGCUUGAUUGUGUGAAUUUCCUCAUGUUUUUGUCCAGUUUCUUCCUGAUAGAUGCAGUAAAAGAGAGGCUUGUUUAUUUUUUUUCCUGCAUUUUUUUUGUUUGUUAGGUUUUUCCAAAAAUCCAUAUGAACUACCUUCUCUGGAAAUUUCUGUUUGUUGUAGCCUCUUCACCUUUAGAGGCCUGAUCUGAACAACCAAAGUGAAAUUUUAUCAAGGUGCAAAGGAGAAAAUCAUAGUUACAUUGGACAGAUACAGUUUCUUUAUUUCAGCUGUCAAAGUAAAUAUUUUAGAACAGCAAUCCUUCACGCAGUAUGUCAAUACAGGACUGUUGAUAAAAUGUUGAAUUUUUAAAAAUUGUUUUAUUGAACAUAUGCCACUUGCACGUCCAGAAAUGUAAAAAAAAAAAAAAAAAAUUGCUUUGUGCUCCUUUUCUAUUUUUCUCACAUUUUUUAUUUAAAAGUUUUUGGGGUUUUUUUAUUUCUGUUUUUUUCUGUUGUGGAAAGAAAAAACGUUUUGAAUUAAAAGAGCUCAAACUUG
Messenger RNA from Myxocyprinus asiaticus (Chinese sucker), 3875 nucleotides. RefSeq names its product RNA-binding motif, single-stranded-interacting protein 1-like. The transcript has 14 exons. Lineage: Eukaryota; Metazoa; Chordata; Actinopteri; Cypriniformes; Catostomidae. The coding region runs from base 252 to 1457 and encodes 401 amino acids. Gene Ontology annotation, molecular function: poly(A) binding; poly(U) RNA binding; mRNA 3'-UTR binding. Gene Ontology annotation, cellular component: nucleus; cytosol; ribonucleoprotein complex. The record is from RefSeq and is a predicted model, not a curated record.